This is a messenger RNA of Pyrgilauda ruficollis (rufous-necked snowfinch), 5780 nucleotides long. It is a transcript of the gene CALCRL, whose product is annotated as calcitonin receptor like receptor. The transcript is spliced from 13 exons. The record is from RefSeq and is a predicted model, not a curated record. Gene Ontology annotation, molecular function: calcitonin gene-related peptide receptor activity; adrenomedullin receptor activity; calcitonin receptor activity. Gene Ontology annotation, cellular component: plasma membrane. NCBI's taxonomy places the organism in Eukaryota, Metazoa, Chordata, Aves, Passeriformes, Passeridae. Gene Ontology annotation, biological process: angiogenesis; adenylate cyclase-activating G protein-coupled receptor signaling pathway; cell surface receptor signaling pathway. The coding region runs from base 527 to 1930 and encodes 467 amino acids.
GCCGGGAGCAGAUGGCAGCGCCGGGGCUCGAAUGCCACGGGAGCCCGGCUUCCCCGGGACAUGCCAUUCGGGAGAGAAAAGUAACUUAAGGCGGCCGCAGGCGGGGUCGGGUGAUGUAACAGGAAGCUCUGAUGUUUCGCUGCUGCCGCCGCUCCGCGCUGCCAGCGGACACGCUCCCGGCGCUCCCGCACAGCGCCGCUCCGCCGGGACAGCCCCGGGCUCUGGAUUACACCCGCCGGGCACCGCGCUCUCGGCUGCCCGCGGAGGGACCGGGCCACACGGCUCCGCACACCGCUCUGUCCGAGACAGCUCCGCACAGAUUUAUCCGAGACAGCUCCCACACAGCUUCAUCUGAGACAGCUCCGCACAGAUUUAUCCGAGACAGCUCCGCACAGCUUAGUCGGAGACAGCACGCACAGCUUUAUCGGAGACAGUCCCACAGUUUGCUCGGGAAGCGCUCUGGCAGGCGCGCUCGCGUUUGAGUUCAUUCAGCUACAACAUAAGAUUGACUGCAGCAGAUAUAAAAAUGACAAAAAUCUGGAUCACAUUUUUGCUGCUCCUCUUAUUGGUUACUAUGUUUUUUGCCACUGCUUCUCCAGCUGAAGGACAGCAGAACUCCACCAUGGACUUUGUCCAGCUGAGCGUUACCCGGAAUAAAAUCAUGACAGCACAGUAUGAAUGCUACCAGAAGAUCAUGCAGGACCCUAUUCACAAGAAAGAAGGUCCUUACUGCAACAGGACCUGGGAUGGCUGGUUGUGCUGGAGUGACGUUGCUGCCGGAACCGUGUCGGUGCAGCGUUGUCCUGACUACUUUCAGGACUUCAACCCAUCAGAAAAAGUUACGAAGAUCUGUGACCCAAAUGGGAAUUGGUUCAGACACCCAGAAAGCAACAGGACCUGGACAAACUACACCCAGUGCAAUAUCUAUACUCAUGAAAAAGUGAAGACUGCUCUGAACUUGUAUUACUUGGCCAUCAUCGGACAUGGACUUUCAAUUGCAUCACUUCUGAUCUCUCUUGGCAUAUUCUUUUAUUUUAAGAGCUUGAGUUGCCAAAGGAUUACCCUGCAUAAAAAUCUGUUUUUCUCUUUUGUUUGCAACUCUGUUGUAACAAUAAUUUCGCUGACGGCCGUUGCCAACAACCAGGAAUUAGUUGCAACUAACCCAGUUAGUUGCAAAGUGUCACAGUUCAUCUACCUGUACCUGAUGGGUUGCAACUACUUUUGGAUGCUGUGUGAAGGCAUUUACCUGCACACACUGAUUGUGGUGGCUGUUUUUGCUGAGAAGCAGCACUUGAUGUGGUAUUACCUUCUUGGCUGGGGUUUUCCACUGAUCCCUGCCUGCAUACAUGCUGUUGCAAGAAGCUUAUACUAUAAUGACAAUUGUUGGAUCAGCUCUGAUACUCAUCUGCUUUAUAUCAUCCAUGGCCCUAUUUGUGCUGCUCUCUUGGUGAACCUUUUCUUCCUGCUGAACAUCGUUCGUGUUCUCAUAACCAAGCUGAAAGACACCCACAAGGCUGAGUCCAACCUGUACAUGAAAGCAGUGAGAGCCACCCUGAUUCUUGUCCCUCUCCUUGGCAUCGAGUUCGUGCUGUUCCCAUGGCGACCCGAGGGCCGGAUCGCAGAGGAGGUGUACGACUACGUGAUGCACAUCCUCAUGCACUACCAGGGUCUACUGGUGGCUACAAUUUUCUGCUUCUUCAAUGGCGAGGUGCAGGCUGUGCUGAGGAGGCACUGGAACCAGUACAAGAUCCAGUUUGAGCACAGCUUCAGCCACUCGGACGCCGUGCGCACGGCCUCCUACACCGUGUCCACCAUCAGCGACGUGCAGGGCUACGGCUACGGCCACGACUGCGCCGGAGAGCACCUCAACGGCAAGGGCUACCACGACAUGGACAGCCUGGCACUCAAGACUGAGAAGCUCUACGGCUGAGGGGCUGCUCCCAGUGCACAGCUGAUCCAGCGACUUCAUGGCCAGAAGAUCUCACCUACCUUGGAAUAUGUCGUUCUCCUGGAUGAUGCAAACUAAACCAACACGUUUCUCAUUUAUAUGUGUGUGUGUAUAAAUACACAUGUGCAUAUACGCUUAUGUUUGUGUAUCUAUACAGUAUGGACAUCUGUGCAUAUAUAUCUAUAUAUGUAUGUGCAUUAUAUAAGGAUACAAACUUUGCCUCUUCAGUUUCUACUGUGUAGACAAAGUUGGCAAAUUUUUCUACAAAGGGAAUCAAUGAAGGAUUUCUUAUUUUCUUGGAAGUUUGUAUAAGACUGUGCUGUGUUGAAACCACUUCGUUUGCCUAUAGAAUCUUAGAGUGUAAAUACUAUACUCUGUUGUCUUAAUUCAACCUAAAAUAGAGCAAAGCAAAAUGGUUUAAGUAGGUGCAAUAAUAACAAGAAGUUUUCCAGGUUCUUUUUUUGGUCCAGCAUUCAUUUGGGUGUCAAAAAAAUGUGACAGGUAAGCUGAGGUAACAAAUUCAAAGAAAGACAGAUAGAUACUGCUGUUUUGGUUAAAGAGACUGAUGUUUUGCUUUGGUUUGGCCAGUUUGUUUUCUUCCCACUGUUUUACACCAAGCACAGAGACACCACUUCCAGUGUGAGCCUUCAUGUACUUCUGUACUGCAAUGUACUGUCUUGCACCAAGAUUUGAGCAAUUUUAUUGAAGCUAUUUCAGGAUAUUCAGAAGUGUCUCCUUCUCCUGAAUUGUAUGGAAGUUUCUUCUGGAUUUAACAAAGACAAGACUGAUGAGGCCUCACUGCCAGAGAGCAAAGGAGUAACCUGAGUCACUGUAAGUCUCUCCAGACACUUGUAGUAGCUGCAGCUGGUGGAACUUCACUGUGUGCUUAAGGAAUUUACUCAGCUGGAGAAGAUCACGUACAGAAUUCCUUGUGGCAUUGUUCUGAUUUUACUUUUAUGUAUUUCCCUGACCAUAUGAUUAGUAACUUAUUCCUUCGUUCUUGGGGCAAAGUUUUGGUUAAUUUUGUGGCUGUUUUUGUUGUCUGAGGCGAGUGUGCAAGACUGAACACAGUGCACAUGAUACACUACCUUUAAAGCCAGUAUAAGAGACCCAGACUAACCAAGCAAACUGAUGUUAGUAAUUCUCAUUAUUUGGAAAAUCCAGUAUAAGUUUUGUAUUAUAAAGGUUCAAAACUUUAUGGAUUGAGAAUUUCAAUAUUAUUUUGGAUUGGUUGAUUCUGAAUCUCUGUCUCAGUUAAUUAGAACAGUACUUUAUAUGUUGUUUCUUUGGUUCUUCUGGUGCAUAAAGGUCUCACUGAAAACCAAGAGGUUGUCAGGAAGGUCUUGAGAAAAUGUGCCUUUAUAGAAACUUACAUUUUUCUUAAAUCUUUACGCUUUAAAGAAAUAGUAGUUUUGUUAAGUGAAAUGACAAAAAUGCUCAAGAAUGACAGCAUGAAACGAGGUGAGUUCACUGAAAAUUAAAAAUGUAAGAAAAAAUUUUAUACAUUUCAUUUGCAGAUAAGUCUACUUGAAGUGGGGAAAAACCAAAAUUAGGCAGAAGAAAAAGUAGAUGCUGGAACUGUGACAGACUGUUUUGCCAAUGGACAUAUUUCUGAUGCAUGUAGUCCAGUCAAAAAAUUGGAAGACAGACCAGCUUGAAAUAAUUUUGCAUACAAAAUUAUUGUAUACAAACCACCUUGACUUUGACAUAUAAACAUUUUUGUCAGUAGCUUUUCUCUAUGCUUCAAUAGUGUCUAGGUAAUUUUCAGUGUUUAUUACUUUGUGACUUCAUAAGGUGUUUAAUGCUUUGUACUUACAGAGAAAACAUUAGGAGGAUAUGGCAAGGUCCUGCCACUUGCACCUUUCUUUAGUUUUUGGUUUUAUUUACAGUUCUUAUGUCUGGAGAGUAAACAUGGGAAGUGUUUUAUUAAUGAUAUCAUUUCACAAUGUAGAAUUUCAGCUAGGAUGCACAAAUGAAAAUUUCUCCUUUUCUGCAGGGCUGUCUGGUCAAUUGAUGGGGAUGAUUUGAAGACUCUGUUGGAUUGUGUAGAGCAGUGUGAGAUCUGGCAACCAGCUGUCACAGUCUCUUAAAAUUUAAGAGUGGCAGUAACAAUGUCUGCUAAAACAUGACUAGAGGUUAUUUACAACUCUGCUUGCUGGUCUUUGUAGUGUUCCUUAAUAUUUGUGCCAUUUGUUCUGAAGAUAUCAGUGGUGCAGAGAAUCCCUGCUCCAGUGCAGCAGCUUUACAUUUGUGGGACCAGAUCAUCAGCUGGUAUAAAUCUGUCUUGAGUUCCCUUUGCACAGUCUUCAGGUACCACUGAGACUCAAAGCCCAGACAGGUGUCUGUCCAUUUAAACAUGCUGUAAACUAUUUAUGGCAUAUUAUUAGACAAUUAUUUCAUGGUACCUGGUGGAUUGUUGCUGUAAUUAACACAUAUAUGUUGAUUUAGAGUGUGCUACAGUAUUAGACUUUAACUAAGCUUCAUUCUCAGAGAGGCAGUUCAAAUUUAACAGACUACAGAUUUUGUCAUUUAAUAUAUAUUUCUAUUAGAGAAAUGUGUAAUUCUAAUUUAGGAGGGAAAACUGUUUUUAUACAGAAAUUACCCUACUUCUAGGUGGACAUCACAGCUUCCUUCUAGGCACACCCUCCCAACUCCCAUCUUCCCUUUGGAUAAAAAACACAGCCAGCUGGAUGUGCAACAAAAUCUUUCUGGCUGUGAAGGGUCACAUGGUAUAGCAGAGCUGUUUUUCCCCUCUCCUGCUGAGGUUAGAUAAUCUGUUUUCUAAUUUACAUUGGAAAAUACCAAUUUUGUCUUCCUACCUCACCUUUUUUUUCAGUUUCUACAUAGCUAAGAGAAGGAUCUGCUUCUUAAAAUGUUUUUCUGUCACCAUAAGUUAAAAGCAAAUUUUUAAGCCGGUUUCUUAUGGCUCUCUUCUACUUUACAGAAUGUUGUAGUCCAUAUUCUCUGGAAUGGAGGUAAACUCUCUUUUGGUGGGGCUGUGAGAUUCCUUUGAACAUGCAGAUUAUUAUUUGUUUAGUACCUGUUAUUAUUUGCUGUUUCCUUUUUUUUUAAUUUAGUGAGGAUUUAUUGUAUCAAUCUACAGGGGCUACAGCAAUAGUUGUCUUAUAUUUGUUAUCAGUAACACCAGCAUGUUAUGAUUCAAUGAGAGAAAAUGUCUAUUUUUAAUGCUACUGUCUACAAUUAAUAAAUGGCUGCAUUGCAGGGUCCCUCGGUUGGUUGUUUAAUGUUGGCAUUUAUGUUAUUCAGUUUUUCAUGGUGGUGAUCUACAAGAGUAUUUUUCUGUAGAAAUGCUGCAACAUGUACUCCUUUUGAUGUCAAGAAACAUUUGGGCUGGCAACCAGGCAACAUUCAUUUAUUGUACUAUGUAAAUAAGAUUAAUAGAAGCUAUGGCAUUGUAUUUAUUGCUUACACUAAGAAGAAAAUGGAAAAAAUGUGAAGUUAUUUUUUUGGUUGUUUCAUUUUCACCUUGUUCAAAUGAAUCAUGCAUUUUAAUUGCUGAGAAAAGUAUUGUUUCUGAUCAAUAAAAUAUUACUCAAUUUAUUCAUCUCUCUUGUGCUGUAAUAUAACAAAGCUGAUCUAAACUGGCUUUCACAGAUGUCUUAACUCUGUGCUAGUUAAAUAUUAACCCAGGGAGAAAGUAAUUACAUAGAGUUACUAACAACUAGUCUGGUUUUCAGUGUUUUUCAAUACUUGUAUUUAAUACUAGAGUGCUGAAUUUCUGGAGGAAGUUUGUACAGGUAAUAUGAGAUGACUGGACAUAAAAUUAUUUACCUGAAAGUUUCAUAUUCCUAUUUCUUGUCUUCUGAAUCCA